CGCCAGGAACACUUCUCCCGCCCUUCCGGCCCUCUCCUCGGCUUGCUUUCCUACGCGAGGUCGAGGCUGUGCGGCCUAGUCCGGACAAUGCUGAAAGUGAAGAUCCUCUUCGUGGGCCCCAGCGAGGCUGGCAAAUCUGUUUUGGCAAACUUCUUGUCAGAGAGUACUGAAAGCAUUGGCAGCUACAUUCCAACACAUGGAGUAAGGAUCCUGGAAUAUGAGAAGCCGCAUGUCAGUGGAAAUGGGAAAGGAGCAGGGUGCCGAUUUGAACUGUGGGAUUGUGGAGGUGAUCAGAAGUUCGAGACUUGCUGGCCGGCUCUGACGAAAGAUUCCCACGGGGUCGUCAUCGUCUUCAACCCAGACCUGCCCAGUCACAUGAAGGAAAUUGAGAUGUGGCAUUCCUGCUUCGUCCAACAGCAGCAGCUGCUCGACAGCCAGUGUUUGCUCAUUGCACACCACAAGCCAGGCACGGCAGCAGACGCUGAGAAUCUCAACUUGCCUUCGCCGCUGAACAGGCUGCAGCUGAUCCACUCCAGCCUCGAAGAAGAUCCUGAGGAUGUCCGGAUGGAAUUUGUGAAGUACCUCAAGAGCGUUACCAACUUGGUGAACGAAAACCGAGACAGAGAGGAGAUGUUGCUUAUUACUUAAAAGGAGGAGAAAUGCUGCCAUAGAGAAAAGAGCAAGUAAAAAUCAUGGGGAAAAACAAAAC
Molecule: messenger RNA, 709 nt
Organism: Elgaria multicarinata webbii
Lineage: Eukaryota; Metazoa; Chordata; Lepidosauria; Squamata; Anguidae
Gene: IFT22
Product: intraflagellar transport 22
Exons: 5
Coding region: 88-648 (186 amino acids)
Biological process (GO): intracellular protein transport
Cellular component (GO): endomembrane system
Molecular function (GO): GTPase activity
Source: RefSeq, a predicted model, not a curated record